Puntigrus tetrazona (Sumatra barb) is the source of this 855-nucleotide messenger RNA. RefSeq names its product myosin light chain kinase, smooth muscle-like. The transcript is spliced from 6 exons. Gene Ontology annotation, molecular function: protein kinase activity. The record is from RefSeq and is a predicted model, not a curated record. Lineage: Eukaryota; Metazoa; Chordata; Actinopteri; Cypriniformes; Cyprinidae. The annotation marks the transcript as partial.
AUGACAGACUUUAGGGCAGCUCUAAAGCCCCGCUCAGGGCCUAAGGCAGGGUCUGAGAUCAAGACAAGCACCCCAACAAAGGUUGACUUUAGGUCACUGCUCAACAAGAAAGAUGGUUCACCCAAAACACCUGCUGCCACGCCACCUCCGAGCAGCACAGCUUCAGACUUCAGAAGGAAAAGAAAGCAAAGUGAUGUCAAUGGCGUAAAUGGGGGUGCAGUUGAUAAAAAGGUUAACACAAAGGAAAACGCAACGACAGAGAAAAAAACCAGCGGCACUGAUGCAGGGACAACUGAGAAAAAGGAGAAAGUCAGCUCAGAGAAGAAGACAACUGAUGGACAGAUAACAGAGACAAAUGACAAAAAGGCAAAAGUUGUGAAUGGAGGAGAGAAGGAUGCGGGAAAGCUGCCCGUUUUCAAACAGCCCCUCAGUGACAUCGCUGUGGUGGAUGGUGAGAGACUGAGGUUAGAGUGUCAGGUGACCUCUGACCCCCAAGCCGUCAUCACCUGGAUUCUUGAUGGGAAAAUUGUGAAGGCAUCCAAGUUCAUUGUCUUAUCACAGGAAGGUGAAAAGUGUUCACUUACAAUCGACAAGGCUCUACCGGAGGAUGAAGGACGCUACACAUGUAAGGCAGAGAACGCACACGGUAAAGCAGAGUGUUCCUGUAUGGUCACUGUAGAUGAUCCCUCAGACCCAUCAGCAGAUAAGAAAAAUAGGAAGAGCUCUUCUUCAACUCCCACUACAGAAAAUGAAGCCAGAAUAAAGAAGAAACCAGCUCCCCCCAAACAGGGUUCUCCGCCACAGUUUCUGCAGUUCCUGGAGAUCAGAAGAUCAGGCAGGAGAAAAGGUGAGCUG